Octodon degus (degu) is the source of this 4149-nucleotide messenger RNA. It is a transcript of the gene Dpp6, whose product is annotated as dipeptidyl peptidase like 6. Gene Ontology annotation, molecular function: dipeptidyl-peptidase activity; serine-type peptidase activity. NCBI's taxonomy places the organism in Eukaryota, Metazoa, Chordata, Mammalia, Rodentia, Octodontidae. The transcript is spliced from 26 exons. The record is from RefSeq and is a predicted model, not a curated record. Bases 1 to 2598 code for a protein of 865 amino acids. Gene Ontology annotation, biological process: proteolysis.
AUGGCCUCGCUGUACCAGCGCUUCACCGGCAAGAUCAACACGUCGCGCUCCUUCCCCGCGCCGCCGCCCGAGGCCAGCCACCUCCUGGGCGGCCAAGGCCCGGACGACGACGGCGGUGGCGGCGCGACCAAGCCCCUCGGCCCGCAGGCUCCGGCAGCGGCUGCCCGGGAGCGCGGCGGCGGGGGCGCGGGCGGCCGGCCCCGGUUCCAGUACCAGGCGCGGAGCGACGGGGACGAGGAGGACGAGCUGGUGGGGAGCAACCCGCCGCAGAGGAACUGGAAGGGCAUCGCCAUCGCGCUGCUGGUCAUCCUGGUCAUCUGCUCGCUGAUCACCACGUCGGUCGUCCUGCUGACACCAGCGGAAGAUAAUAGUCUGUCUCAAAAGAAGAAGGUCACCGUGGAAGAUCUCUUCAGUAAAGAUUUCAAAAUCCAUGACCCAGAGGUGAAGUGGAUAAGCGAUAAAGAAUUCAUCUACAGAGAACGGAACGGAUCUGUGAUACUGCGGGACGUCGAGACCAAUUUUUCUGAAGUGCUAAUAGAAGGCAAAAAAAUUGAGUCGCUGAAAGCCAUCAGAUAUGAGGUAUCUCCCGAUAGAGAAUACGCGCUCUUCUCCUACGACGUGGAGCCGAUCUAUCAGCACUCCUACACUGGAUAUUAUGUCCUGAGCAAGAUCCCUCACGGGGACCCUCAGAGUCUGGACCCCCCAGAAGUCAGCAAUGCGAAGCUUCAGUACGCAGGGUGGGGCCCCAAGGGCCAGCAACUGAUCUUCAUCUUUGAGAACAACAUCUAUUACUGUGCGCACGUGGGAAAGCAGGCCAUCCGCGUGGUCUCCACGGGGAAGGAGGGCGUCAUUUACAACGGCCUCAGCGACUGGCUAUAUGAAGAGGAGAUCCUGAAGACACACAUUGCGCACUGGUGGUCUCCAGAUGGCACCAGGCUGGCCUACGCCACCAUCAACGACUCCCGCGUGCCGGUGAUGGAGCUGCCGACCUACACCGGCGCGGUGUACCCAGCCGCAAAGCCCUAUCACUACCCCAAGGCAGGAAGUGAGAAUCCUAGCAUCUCCCUCCAUGUCAUCGGCCUAAACGGACCCACCCACGACCUGGAGAUGAUGCCACCAGAUGACCCCCGGAUGAGGGAAUACUAUAUCACCAUGGUGAAGUGGGCCACCAGCACCAAGGUCGCUGUGACCUGGCUGAACCGGGCGCAGAACGUGUCCAUCCUGACCCUCUGCGAUGCCACCACGGGGGUCUGCACAAAGAAACACGAGGAUGAAAGCGAAGCCUGGCUGCACAGACAGAACGAAGAGCCCGUGUUCUCCAAGGAUGGCCGGAAGUUUUUCUUCGUGAGAGCGAUCCCACAGGGGGGACGAGGAAAGUUCUACCACAUCACGGUGUCGUCAUCCCAGCCCAACAGCAGCAAUGACAAUAUACAGUCCAUCACCUCCGGGGACUGGGAUGUGACCAAGAUCCUGUCCUACGACGAGAAGCGCAACAAGAUCUACUUCUUGAGCACGGAGGACCUGCCGCGGAGACGCCAGCUGUACAGCGCCAACACGGUGGAUAACUUCAACAGGCAGUGCCUGUCCUGCGACCUGGUGGAGAACUGCACCUACUUCAGCGCCUCCUUCAGCCACAGCGCCGACUACUUCCUGCUGCAGUGUGAAGGCCCUGGGGUGCCCACAGUGACGGUGCACAACACCACGGAUAAGAAAAAGAUCUUUGACCUAGAAACAAAUGAACACGUGCAGAAGGCCGUCAGUGACCGCCAGAUGCCCAAAAUAGAGUACAGCAAGAUCGAGGUCGAUGACUACAACUUGCCAGUGCAGAUCCUGAAGCCGGCCACCUUCACAGACACGGUCCACUACCCCCUGCUCCUGGUGGUGGACGGCGCCCCAGGCAGCCAGAGUGUGGCGGAGCGGUUCCAGGUGACAUGGGAGACGGUGCUGGUGAGCAGCCACGGGGCCGUGGUGGUCAAAUGCGAUGGCCGAGGCAGCGGCUUCCAGGGCACCAAGCUCCUACAGGAAGUGAGGCGGCGGCUGGGCUCACUGGAGGAGAAGGACCAGACAGAAGCCGUCCGGACGAUGCUGAAGGAGCAGUACAUCGACAAGACGCGGGUGGCCGUGUUCGGGCAGGACUACGGCGGUUACCUGAGCACCUGUAUCCUUCCAGCCAAGGGGGAAAACCAGGGGCAGAUGUUCAGCUGCGGCGCCGCCCUCUCCCCCAUCACGGACUUCAAGCUCUACGCGUCUGCAUUUUCCGAGCGGUACCUGGGCCUGCACGGACUGGACAACAGGGCGUACGAGAUGACCAAGGCGGCCCACCGGGUGUCGGCGCUGGAGGGACAGCAGUUCCUGCUCAUCCAUGCCACCGCAGAUGAAAACAUCCACUUCCAGCACACAGCGGAGCUCAUCACCCAGCUCAUCAAGGAGAAGGCUAACUACAGCUUACAGAUCUACCCAGACGAAAGCCACUACUUCCACAGCCCCGCCCUGAGGCAGCACCUAUACCGCUCCAUCAUCAACUUCUUUGUGGAAUGCUUCAGGAUCCAGGACAAGCUCCCAACAGCCACAGCAAAAGAGGAAGAGGAGGAGGAUUAACUCCACCCAGCUCCCUGAGCACAGAGGGCACUCCAUGACCAGAUGCAAAGCGGACUCCUGCCGCCGCUCUGCCCUCAGGGCAGGUGCAGCAGAGGCCCGGACCUUCCCCAGCAUGCGUCCCAGAAGCGGAAGGCAGUGUGGCGGGGGGAGAUGCAUCCCACGCAGCCCAGAACCUGUUCAGCAGCACCGCCUCCUCCUGGCCCCACUGUGACUGGCACAUCCCACAGCCCUCCCCGAGGGAUACAGCAAAGGACAGAGUGCAGCGAGGGCCACCUUGGCGCCCCAGAAAGCCGGCCCUUGAGUUCAAGUGUCCAACCAGUAGCAUUACCCCCCCCCCCCCCCCUCUGCGUGGAGGGCCACCUUCUGGCUCACAGCAUCGAUGUGACAGCUCUGCAGUGGAGGCCACAACGAGGGGGACACGCAGAGCCUAGCCACCCUCUGUAAUUAGGACCUCCAACCUCCUUCAGGCCACACUAAGAAAAAGACCUUUCUGUACAAAGUACACUGCGGCUAUGCUAAUGGUUAGCCAGCUAGCAUUCAUUCCUGUCAUUCUGUUUUAACCUGAUGAGUGUUGUGUAUGCACCUGGGGUGGUUUAGUGUUUCUUUUUUUGCUUUUCCUUUUCCAUUUUCUCCUGUUAUGACUUGGUUUUGCUUUCCACUUGCCAUCUGUUUGCAUAGAGAAAUAGAGCUGAGGUCCCCGUGCCCUCCACCCUGUUGUCCUCAGACUUAGCGGUGGCACUUUGCACGCCAAGGGGGAAGAGCACUCAGUGCUAUCUGGUAAUGCGGGACAUAACCACGUCCUCCCGCCCCUGUAUAUCAGCAUUGUUCCCAUGCGUCCUGAAACCGUGUUUCCUCCUUGAUGAGUGAGUUCUGUCUGAUGACGUGUUUCCGAGUAUAAAAAGACAAAGUAUCAGUGCUCCCCAAGUCAGUGCACCCCAAGGUGUGUCGAGGAAGCUUGAGUCUGGGUCCCAGAAAUCCUAAGCAAAGGCUGCGAAGCGCCAUCAGUACCCUGGGGGCCAGCGCUGCCCUCUGUGCAGCAGGAAGGUGACAGUAGUCUCCGUCGGCCUUGCGAGGCGCACGCUGACCAGAGGUGCAGCCGCCGUCCCCCGUGUAUAUUUCAUUCUGUUGUACAUAAGGAAGGAAUGUGCGUCCAGCGUUUGUGUUGUCGCCCUUGCAUGUGGACACCGCGGCUGGCCUUACUCCAGAAGCGCGAGUCGGAAGCGUGUCGGGUCCCAUCUUUUCCUUUCCGGAUUGGGGACCACCUGCUCUCCAGCUUCUAGUCCUGCUGGGUGUCCUCGGCAUCCUGUGCUGCGUCACGGCGCCGGGGUGUGCUCCAUCGUGUGAGCUGUGAACUCCAGUGUAGCCAGGUCGGGGGAGAAGCUCCGUGAGGGGCGGCCCGGCGGCCCCGGGAGCACGAGGCAGCGCGCUGCGCUGGCCACCAGGGCUGCGUGCACACUGCCGGCUGGGUUUCUGCUGUUUCCGUGAGGUCCGGAUGGGGACGCCGGCUCUGGCCCCAAGACCUGGGGAGGGACGCGGGGUGUGGCAUGGCAG